CCAGCAGUGAGUAAAGGCCUGCAGUAAUGAAUAUAUGUGUCAGGUAACUCUACCCCUCGCUGAUGUCAUGCAGAGUAAUUGAAACCUUGCUGAAGGCUGCAGCCAUGGAGCCGACCGGAUCCCCGCCUCUCACCGGACAAAAACUCCACUAAUCGCUACGGGGGGAAGAGCUCGGCGGUGGGAACAUGGCGCAUUUACUCUGGAUUUACUUUCCCCAGGAAAAAGUUUGGAGGGUUGCUACAUAGCACGCAAGUCUCCCCUAAUUCAUCGAUGAUUAAACCCGCUGCAGACUGAGAUAAAGUCCUACAAUCCUGCGGGUCUCGAGCGGUUCUGGAUGGUGGGUUUUCCUGCCCAGCCUCGGGACUGUUGCUGCUGUGGGAUGAAAGUUGGUCGCUGCCGGAUUUAGGCGAGAGCAGGAUGGAAAAGCAAAGAACCAGGAAAGAAAAGUUCUACCUGUUUGGUUCUCGCUCCACCAGCAGGUCCACCAACCCUCCCUCUUCCUCCUCCUCCUCUUCCUCUCCUGUGAUUUCUCCAGCCCCUCCGGUGAAAGGGGUGGGCCCACCGCCCGGCCCUCCAGAUUGCUCCGGCCUCAGCAAAGCAGAGUUCCUGGAGCGCGUGCGGCGCAGUAACCAGGCCUGCCAGCAGGGGGAGUAUGCCCUGGCUGUGCGUCUCUAUGGCGAGGCCCUCACCGCCGACCCCCAGAACUGCAUCCUGUACAGCAACCGCUCGGCCGCCUAUCUCCGACUGGGCCAGUACAGCACCGCGCUGGACGACGCCAUCAAAGCGCGUGUCAUCAACCCCAAAUGGCCCAAGGCCUACUUUCGUCAGGGGGUUGCCCUGCAGUACCUGGGUCGCCAUGCCGACGCCCUGGCGGCGUUCGCCUCCGGCCUCGCCCAGGACCCCAAGAGUCUCCAGCUGCUCGUGGGCAUGGUGGAGGCCGCCAUGAAGUCUCCGCUCAGAGACACGCUUGAGCCGACCUACCAGCAGCUGCAGAAGAUGAAGCUGGACAAGAGCCCGUUCGUGGUGGUGUCGGUCAUCGGCCAGGAGCUGCUGACCCACGGUUUCCACGGCGCCUCGGUCGUGGUGCUGGAGGCGGGGCUGAAGAUCGGCACGUGCUCGCUGAAGCUGCGUGGCUCCGUCUUCUCGGCCCUGAGCUCGGCCUACUGGUCUUUAGGCAACGCCGAGAAGAGUGUUGCCUACAUGCAGCAGGACCUGGAGGUGACCAAGACUUUAGGUGACCAGUCAGGUGAAUGCCGUGCUCAUGGCAACCUUGGCUCCGCCCUCUUCUCCAAGGGCAGCUACAGAGAAGCCCUGGCCAAUCACAGGAACCAGCUGGUGCUGGCCAUGAAGCUCAAGGACAGAGAGGCCGCGUCCGAUGCUCUCAGCGGUCUGGGCCACGUGUACACCGCCAUCGGGGACUACCCCAACGCGCUGGCCAGCCAUAAACAGUGUGUGCUGCUGGCGCGACAGACGCAGUGCCAGCUCUCCGAGGCUCGCCAGCUGGGCAACAUGGGCGCCGUGUACACAGCGCUGGGAGACUUCACCAACGCUGUGCAGUGCCACGAGCAGCACUUGGACAUCUCGAAGACUUUGGAGAAUGUGCGUGAGGAGGCGCGGGCGUACAGCAACCUGGGCAGUGCCUACCACUCGCAGCGGGACUUCGACAAGGCCAUAUCGUACCACACCCGGGUCCUGGAGCUGGCUCAGGAGAUGGGCGACCGGGCCAUCGAGAUGAGAGCGUACGCUGGCCUGGGACACGCCGCCCGAUGCAUGCAGGACUUGGAUCGAGCCCGGCAGCACCACCAGCACCAGCUCGAAAUCGCUCAGGAGCUGCAGGACCGAGCAGCUCAGGGCCGGGCGUCCUCCAACCUGGGUAUCAUCCACCAGAUGAAGGGGGAGUACGAGGCAGCUCUAAAGCUCCACAAAGCCCACCUGUCCUUCGCCCAGGAGCUGAGUGAUUACGCUGCCCAGGGAAGGGCCUAUGGCAACAUGGGCAACGCCUAUCACGCACUCGGCAUCUACGACCAAGCUGUCCGGUACCACCGACAAGAACUGCAGAUCUCACUAGAGGUGAAUGACCGUCCGUCCCAGGCCUCCACCCAUGGGAACCUGGCUGUAGCCUAUCAGGCGCUGGGCGCUCACGACCGAGCUCUGCAGCACUACCUUCACCAUCUCGCCAUCGCACGAGAACUCCGGGACACUCAAAGUGAAGCACGAGCACUAGCGAACUUGGGCAACUUCCACAGCUGGAGAGGUGAAUACGCUCAGGCUUUGCCGUUCUACCAGCAGCACCUGGCUCUGGCCCCGGGCCUGCAGGACCUGGAGGGAGAGGGGAAGGUUUGCCACAACCUGGGCUACGCUCACUACUGCCUCGGACAGUACAGAGACUCGGUCAGAUAUUACGAGCAGGACCUUGCCUUGGCGAAGGACCUUCAGGACAAAUUAGCUCAGGCAAAAGCCUAUUGUAACCUCGGUCUUGCCCACAAAGCACUGGGGGAGUACAAGAAAGCCGAGGAAUGUCAGAGAUACCUGCUCUCUCUGGCGCAAGCUUUGGAUAACACACAGGCGGUUUUCAGGGCCUUUGGGAACCUGGGGGAUGUGUGUGUGUGCCGGGGUGAUCUUCCCGGAGCGGUGAGGUUCUACCAGCAGCAGUUAAGUCUGGCUCAGAAGGUCAACGAUCAGAAGAUGGAGGCGGACGCAUACUCGGCACUUGGAUCAGUUCACAGGCUGCUCCGCCAGCUGGAGACAGCCCUGUCCUUCCAUAGCCAGGAACUGACCGUCCGAAAGGAUCUAGGGGAUCAGCAGGGGGAGUGCCGCGCCCUUGGCCACCUAGCAGCGGUCCACAUGGCCCUGGGAGACUAUGCUACAACCUUCCAGUGUUAUGAGGCCCAGCUGGGCCUGGCGCAGGGACUCAGGGAUGCCCGUCUGGAGGCACAGGUCCACGGGAACAUGGGCAUCACCAAAUUGAACAUGGGGGUGUUUGAGGAAGCUAUUGGCUACUUUGAGCAGCAGCUGGCCAUGCUGCAGCAGUUGAGCGGGACUGAGAGCAUGCUGGACCGGGGCCGGGCCUACGGGAACCUGGCAGACUGCUAUGACGCUCUGGGAGACUACGAGGAGGCUAUUCAGUACUACGAGAAGUACCUGACGGUGGCUCAGAGUCUCAACCAUGUCCAGGACCAGGAGAAAGCCUACAGAGGACUCGGCAGUGCACACAGGUCUUUGGGUAGUCUCCAGCAAGCAUUGGUGUGCUUCGAGAAGCGGCUGGUGGUGGCCCAUGAGCUGGGUGGGGAAGGAGGGGGCAAGGCUCAGGCUUAUUGGGAGCUGGGCACCUUACACAGCCAACUGGGCAACUACGAGCAGUCCCUGUCCUGCCUGGAACACCAGCUCAACAUCGCACGCACAGCGGGGGAUAAAUCCCUGGAAGCAGAGGCAAGUGACGCACUUGGAGGCGUUUAUCAGCUGAUGGCAGACAAUGAGACAGCACUACAGUGGCACCAGAGGGCUUUGGAUAUAGCCGAGCAGACGGGGUGCGUGAGGAGCCAGGGCCGAGCCUACGGCAACCUGGGGCUGACCUACGAAGCUCUGGGGAAGUACGAGCGGGCCGUGGUCUUCCAGGAGCAGCACCUGAGCGUGGCGGCACAGACCAACGAUCUGAUAGCCAAAACUCUCGCCUACGGGAGCCUGGGGAGGACACACCACGCUCUGCAAAACUACGCCCAGGCUGUGAUGUACCUGCAGGAAGGUCUGCGGCUGGCGGAGCAGUUAGGUCGGAGAGAAGAUGAAGCUAAGAUACGCCAUCGCCUCGGCCUGUCUCUGUGGGCCGGGGGAAACCUGGACGAGGCACAACACCAGUUGUACAGAGCGUCCGUGUUGUUCGAGGCGAUUCGGCACGAGACGCAGCACAGCACGGAUAACAAGCUCUCUCUGUUUGACCUGCAAACCAGCUCGUACCAGGCUCUCCAGAGAGUCCUCGUGAGCCUAGGCCGGCACGAUGAGGCGCUGGCCAUAGCGGAGCGAGGGCGAACGCGAGCCUUCGCCGACCUCCUUGUCGAACGCCAGAAAGGGAGUCAGCUAGCAGCGAGCGCCGACCCGUACGUCCCGGUUACCGUGGAGCACAUCCUGGAGACCGUCAACGGUCAGAGGGCCAUGGUGCUCUACUACUCUCUGGCUGGAGGCUUUCUGUACAGCUGGCUCAUAGCUCCAGGGACAGGUAUCGUGAAGUUUAACGAGGUGUAUCUGGGCGAGUCCGGACUGGAGGAGUUCCAUGAUGGUGGUGGUGGGAGCCCACAGGGUGGAGGAGGAGGAGGAGCAGGCGGAGGCCCCCUGUCUCUGGAGCAGUACAUCUGCAACGCUCGAGAGGCCCUCGGAGUGGACAGCCACUACAGCAGAGUCGGCUCCAGCAGUGAGACGGAGAGUGAAGCCGGAGAUCUGUUAGAGCAACAGUUUGAGGAGCUGAACAACAAACUGACCUCAGCCACCGACCCCACGGGAUACCUCCGCAUGGUGUCCAGAAAUAACCUCUUCAACAGAAGCUGUCGGAGCAUGACGAGUCUAUACAGCGCCACAGUGUCUCCGGUGAAGGACAGCUCAUCAUCUCCUCCGUACCGGCCUGGCAACAUCAGCAAACCUCCUCUACGAGCCCUUUACGACUUACUCAUAGCACCAAUGGAAGGGGGCCUGAUGCACAGCAGUGGGCCCGUGGGCCGACACAGACAGCUGGUCUUAGUGCUGGAGGGGGAGCUGUACCUGAUCCCAUUCGCCUUGCUCAAAGGAAGCUCCUCCAACGAGUACCUUUAUGAGAGAUUCAGCCUCAUUUCGGUUCCUUCUUUAAGCAGCCUGGGAGCCCCAAUCAAGCCUCCUCCCCGCCGCAGGGGUCCCUUGCUCUGCGCAGAUGGAGGUUCAGUCGCUGCAGUGGUCGGGGCUCCUCGCCUGCCCCCCUCAGUGAUGGACCGCUGGCUGUGGGGCCCGUUACCUUCAGCCCAAGAUGAAGCUCUGUGGCUGGGGGAACAGCUGGGAUGUCACCCCCUGACGGGAGCCAAUGCCACAAAGGAGCGCGUGCUCGCAGCUCUGAGUCAGGCCGAGUGCGUUCACUUUGCCACCCAUAUCUCCUGGAAGCUCGCCGCGCUGGUUCUCGCCCCCAGCCAAGAGCAUGCUGGGGGCGAAGGGGCGGGCGGGCGACCCAGGGAGAAGUCCCCGUGUGGGGGGUCGACGUCCGGCGAGACCGCGGGUCGCAAUGGAAACGUCAAGGGUUUGUUUGCAAAGAGUCACAGCAGCCCAGAGAGACUCAGAGGAGAGGAUGAAACCAGCGAGGACGGGGAGAGUGUGUGUGACGCGGAGAGUGUGUGUGACAGUCCGUCACUUCAUGACUUCCUCCUUACUGCCGCUGAUAUCCUGGACCUGUGCUUGAACGUCAAACUGGUGGUUCUGAGGUUGUACCCGGAGUCCAGCAGCAGGGUGACAGCAGACGGGGUGGUGGGUCUGACCCGGGCCUUCUUGGCUGCAGGGGUCCAGUGUGUGUGUGUCUCUCUGUGGCCUGUACCGGUAGCUGCCUCCAAACUCUUCACACACACCUUGUACACAGCGCUUCUGAACGGGACCAAAGCCAGCGCAGCUCUGACCGAGGCCAUGAAGACCCUGCAGAGCAGCAAGCACUUCUCCCACCCCUCCAACUGGGCCGGGCACAUGCUGAUUGGCACUGAUGUGAAGCUGAACAGCCCCAUGUCGCUGGUUGGACAAGCCCUGGCGGAGAUCCUGCAGUACCCAGAGAGGGCCCGGGACGCCCUCAGAGUGCUCUUACACCUUGUUGAGAAGUCUUUGCAGCGCAUUCAGAGUGGCCAUUGCAAUGCGAUGUACACGUCGCAACAAAGCGUCGAGAACAAGGUGGGUGGGGUGCCCGGGUGGCAGGCCCUCCUGUCUGCCGUGGGUUUCCGGUUAGACUUCUCUGGCAGCUGUGCUGGUCUCCCUGCGGCGGUUUUCUUCCCCACCUCAGACCCCGGGGAACGGCUGCAACAGUGCAGCACCACCCUGCAGUCCCUGCUCGGUCUCACUCCUCCAGCUCUGCAGGCUCUCUGUAAACUGGUCACAGUGUCUGAGGCAGGAGAACAGCUGAUUCAUAAGGCGGUUAAAAGCAUGGCGGGAAUGCUUCACCAGGUGCUGGUUCAGUUGCAGCCAGGCGACAAGGAGCAGGACUUCUCCCUGGCUCCCAUCCAAGUGUCCAUAAGUGUGCAGCUGUGGAGGCUUCCAGGCUGCCACGAGUUCCUGGCUGCGCUCGGUUUCGAUCUCUGUGAGGUGGGUCAGGAGGAGGUCGUGCUGAAGACCGGAAAGCAGGCCAGCAGGCGCAUCAUGCACUUUGCCCUCCAGUCUCUCCUGGCACUCUUUGACUCCACAGAGCUUCCGAAGCGCCUGAGCAUGGACAGUUCGUCCUCCCUGGAGUCUCUGUCGUCCUCCCAGUCGGCCUCCCAGCCUCACUCGUUGCCCCUCUCCUUCAGCUGCUACCCGCCUCAGCCCUCCUUCUUACCGCCCGGCUGCCCCGACAACCUCUCCUGCGACGCCAUCUCCGUCUACAGCCUCAGCUCCCUCGCGUCCUCCCUCAGUUUUCUGUCCCGGCCUGAGCCCACAGGAAGUGACGUCAUCAGCCAGCGCUCACAUCAGCAGGAACCGGACAGACCUCGCGGGGGAGGGGGCCUCUACGCCUCGCAGCACCGCCCGUCGGGCGGCCUGUCGAGAGGCAGACUGACCAAUCACGGAGGAGGGUUGGCGGGAGAUAGGGAGGAUGAGGAGUACGAGGGGUUCUCUAUCAUAAGCAGCGAGCCUUUAGGACGAGGGAGGAGGGACUGUGACACGCUGCCUCUGCCCGCGGGACACAGACACGACAGAGGCGGUGUUGGGAGAGGGUCUGCCGGGCGCCAUGGGUACCCUGUCACAAUUUCCUCCAAGGGAAGCGUCAGCACGCCAACAUCUCCGAUUAAAGCUCCACCGCUGCCCCUGAAAGUCCCCAGCAGCCCCAAGCCCAAGCAGGAAAUCUCGCAUCCUCAGAGGACCGGGAAAGGGAAGAUAAGCAGCUCAGAGUCGGACCAGUCGAGCACCGAGACAGACAGCACGGUCAAGUCCCAGGAGGAGAGGACGGGGCCCGUGGGACAGCUGGAUCCCCAAGAACUGGCCCAGAAGAUUCUGGAGGAGACCCAGAGCCACAUGGAAGCUGUGGAGAGCCUGCAGAAAGCAAACAUCAGAGGAAAGACAGUGAAGGGGCCGGAUGGGCGAGAAGAUGCCCAUUCCAGGCAGCCUUCGCUGUCCUCUCCCACAAGCCCAACGUUGACUCCCACUGGAGGAUCAAGAGGCUUCCAGCCCUCUGAGACCAGUGCGUUCAGCAGACCCCCCAGUAGGGCGAGUCUAAAGGCUUCCUCUUCUCCUCUUUCCCUCACUGGUCAUCUUUCACCCCUCUCCCCUUCGGUUUCAACACCUCCCCCAAUUCGGCCUAAACCCCCAUCCCGCUCCUCGUCGCUGCAGAAGAUCAGCUCCGGCUACAACAGCCCCGCUCCUUCCUCCCCUUCUUCAUCUCUCUCUGUGACAGAGCAGGCUUGGCCUUUCCCCGACGUCUCCCCAGAUGUGCAUGUGCGGGCUCAGCUUAAACUGAAAUACCCUCCCUCACCUUACACCACCCACAUCUCACCCUCACGCUCUCCUGCUGGUAGCGCCCCAUCGCCGGCCUUUUCUUAUUCCUCCGCAGGAUCCGUUUCGGCCUCCUCCAGCCCCGCAAACACGCCCGAACUCAACCAGCCAAAACGGGACCGUAAAGUCCAGAGGAUUCAUAAUUUAAAAACCUUCUGGGCCAACGCUGGCCAGAAACACGAGGAGCCCUGCCCGGCCACUUUACUCCGAGCUGGGAAUAAAAAAAUGAGUACAGUUCAGAAAGAUGUUUUGGGUUUGCUUAACCUCUCACCUAGACACGAGUCUGUCAGCAAAAAGGUAGAAGCAUCCGGGGAUCAUAACACUGGCGACGGACAGAAUGGCCACCAAACACUGGAGGCUAAACCUCCUCCACCUCCAUCGUCGAACUCUAAGGGGGGCAUCAAAGUUCCCACUGGGAACGGAUACAAGUUCCUCUCGCCUGGACAUUUCUUUCCCUCCUCUAAAUGUUAAGAGUCGGGAUACUUGCCAUGCUGAACCCAGAGCCAGAGGACCAAUCCUCUGCUCUGUUUUUUGGGUGUUUGUGCUACGACAGAAGCUGACCGUUUGUCAGCUAAAUACUACCAAGUUUUCUUUCUUUUUUUUUAGCAAUACCUGCUGAAGACUAUUAUUCAUACUGACAGUGAUUUUACACAUCACUACUUUUUGUGUGAGGGGAUGGUAAUGUUUUGAAUGUGAUGAUUGUGCCUUCUGGAGAGAGCUGGAAGGACGAAUAAAUGACUGAGAGAAAUGUUGAGUCUCUGGCUUUAAAUGGGUUUCUAUGACUGACUAGAGCGCAUGAGUCUCCAUGCCUCCACGUACUGCACUCCCAGUCCGUUGACUGAACGCCUGAGAGAAGGAGAACGUCUUCUGUUGACCUAAAUGCUCGCUAUAUUUGUGUAAGUUGACCUGAAUAUGAUCUUGAGGUUUUUUUGUGUAAUAAUUAUUGUUAAAUGUCAUUAUCAAUGCUCACCGGUUGUCAUUCAUUUUGUAAAGUAACCUGUGUUUUCCAGUUAUUAUUAUACAUUUUAUAAAGACAAUUAAAGGAAGAUUUAAGGAAAAGAUUUUUGAUAUUUUUUAUUGGAGAUUUGAUUUUAUGUGUGAUUGACAGCAUGGUACUUUUACUUCUUGCUGUUCAGCGUGUCAGUGAUUUUAUAAUCUACAAUUUCACAGCAAUGCCAGACUCCUAUUUAGAAAUAUCUCAAUUUGCAAGAACUGAACCAAUAAAAAUGUCCCUUU
Molecule: messenger RNA, 8904 nt
Organism: Etheostoma cragini (Arkansas darter)
Lineage: Eukaryota; Metazoa; Chordata; Actinopteri; Perciformes; Percidae
Gene: ttc28
Product: tetratricopeptide repeat domain 28
Exons: 35
Coding region: 418-8139 (2573 amino acids)
Molecular function (GO): protein binding
Source: RefSeq, a predicted model, not a curated record